UUGUAGACAUAACACUUGCGCAUUUCUUGGUACGACGAAUUUCAAGAAAGGAAUGAGAAACGAUGGGACUUUUCCCUCUUCCAACUUUUUCCAGAUGUGAGAGAUCAAUGGAUAAUAUAUCGGAUCAUCUCAACGAGAAUAGCAACCAGAAGAUCAGCUUAUCAGAAGAUUUCGUAACGGCAGAAAUUCCACUGAAUGUUACUGACGAUCAUGUUGAAGCUGAGGUUGCAUUACGAACGAAAGAUGAUGAUUACCAUGAAGGCGUUUCAUUACUUUUAUCUAUCGAUGACACCAUCAAAGAUGAGGAAGCAUCUUCAGCGAAUGAUGAUGAAAUUAAGCCAAGCAUGGGACAUACAAAUUUGGAGCUUUUCGAGGAUACAGCAGCUGAGCUAUUCUCUCAGUACUUGAAGGUUUUCACCCAACCUCAGGCACUUGAAAGAUCUGGGAAGUCGGCAAAUUUGGGUACAUUAUUCGGUGUAUAUUUGCCAACAGUUCAGCAUAUCUUGGGUGUAACCAUGUUUAUACGUCUUUUCUGGGUUGUUGGAAUUGCUGGCAUAUCACAAGCUUCUCUACUUCUUGCACUCUGUUGUUUAACUACUUUCAUCACCAGUAUCAGUUUAUCAGCAAUAGCUACAAAUGGAGAAAUCAAGAGCGGUGGUGCCUAUUAUAUGUUGUCGAGAAAUCUUGGGACAGAAUUUGGUACAGCCAUAGGCAUAUUGUUCUAUUUGGGAAAUGCAGUUGCCGCAUCUAUGUAUUUAGUCGGUGGAGUGGAAAUUUUAUUGAUUUACAUUUUUCCUGAUCUUACCAUUGGCGGCAGAGAAGUGCAGUCACAGACAGACAUGUUUGGUAUGAUGUCGCAUAACUUACGAAUAUACGCUACAUUAUUAUUAUUGCUUGAAUUUGUUGUUGUAGCAAUGGGUGUACGAUUUGUGCAGCUUUUUGCACCGAUCUCACUUUUAUGUGUUAUUUUAUCGAUAUUAUCCUGUAUUGCUGGUGGAAUCGAAAAAUCAAUCAGUCCAGAGAAUGGGCAAAGGGUAUGCAAAAUAGGUGACCAUUUAUUGCAAGCACAAGUAUUCAUGCCGCAAAAUAUCUCAGUUGUGGACAUUUGCAAGUACUGCAAUGAAAAAUAUGUAAGUAGGACUGUUACAGAAUACUGCAGUAAUGGGACAUGUUUUUUACCUAUUAAAUGCGUGAAUGGUUAUCCUGGUUUUAUUGGCGGUGUUCUAAAAGAAAACUUGAAAGCAACUCAUUAUAUGAAAGCUGGUGAAUACAAACCUGGAAAGGCAGCAAAUACCCAUGCAGAAGUGUACCAAGAAAUGCAGACUACAUUCUUCGUAUUACUGGCUAUUUAUUUCCCGGCAGUUACUGGAAUUUUAACAGGAGCUAACAUGAGCGGAGACCUCAAAAAUGCCCAAAAAUCAAUACCGUCAGGUACAUUGGGGGCGCAGUUGACCACUUCAUUGAUCUACUUUGCUCUUGCUUUAACUUUUGGUGCAUCAAUCGAUGGAGAUGUCUUACGGGACAAAUAUGGAGCAUCGAUGGCAGGUAGUAUGGUCGUAGCAAAUUUGGCUUGGCCAAGUCACUGGAUAUUGUUAAUCGGCUCGUUUACGUCGACAUUUGGAGCUGCCCUUCAAUGUUUAUGCAGCGCACCUCGUUUACUGCAGUGCAUAGCACAAGACGAAGUGGUACCAGAGUUAAAGAGUUUUAGGAAAUUGACGAAAAGAAAUGAACCCUUCCAUGGAUUACUGAUUACAACGUUUAUUGCUGAAUUAGCAAUACUUCUUGGUGCAAUGGAUCAUAUUGCUGCUGUCGUUGAUUUCUUCUUCUUGAUGUGUUAUGCAUUUAUUAAUGUCAUCUGUGCAAUGCAUUCUAUUGUCAAGGCACCCAACUGGAGACCUCGUUAUAGAUAUUAUCACUGGUCACUUGCUCUGCUUGGUGCAUUUCUGUGCUUUUUCAUCAUGUUCACGACGCAUUGGGACUAUGCCAUUGUUUCAUGCCUUCUCUGUUUUUCACUUUACAAAUAUACGGAGUACAGAGGAGCAAACAAAGAAUGGGGUAAUGGAAUGCGGGCUGUGUCAAUCUCAACUGCACAAAAAGCUUUGUUAACGAUAGACGAUAGCGAAGCAUCACAUCCAAAAGAUUUCAGGCCGCAGUUGCUACUUCUUUUUGCACUAAAAUGGCAGGAUGAUCAGACUGAUUUACGCUAUAAGCGAUUGCUUCAUUUGGCGUCACAGCUGAAAGCGAGUCAAGGAUUGUGCGUAGUCGUUGCAUUCCUUUGUGGCAAUCCUUUCGAUGAAAAUGAUCGAAACAGUGCUAAUGAGAUACGAAAGCGAUUAAAAUAUUAUAUGAAAGAAGCAAAGCUUCGUGGAUUUGCGAAAACUCUUGUAUAUGGCGAAUCUCAGAUCUGUGGGAGUAUUUCGACAGUUAUCCAGAGUACUGGAGUCGGUGCUCUUUGUCCGAAUACACUGCUAUUGAAAUGGCCGAAAUAUAGUUCAGACUGGCCCUCCGAACCACCAGAUUCAGAAUAUUCAACAUUUGUUGACAAAUUACAUGCUGGAUAUGUCAUGAAAAUGUGUCUCCUCGUAGCAAAAGAAAUAUCACAUUUUCCCUACAUAACUGAACCGGUAAAGGAAGGCUAUGUCGAUGCAUACUGGAUAAUUCGUGAUCGAGGCUUUCUUGGGUUAAUAGCUCAUUUAUUACUGAAUCACAAGGUUUGGCGUGGAUGCCAAUUGCGUGUGAUUGGUAUUGCUCGUGAUAGUGAAGAAAAGAAAGAGAUGAUUGGUAGGAUUAAUUUCUAUUUGAAAGCGAUGCGCAUUGAUGCUACUGUGCAGGUGGACAUACUGAGUGAUCCUAAUAUAUCACGGUCCGACUUUGAGCGGACGUUAAUGAUGGAAGAAAGGAGUCAAAUGGCACGUGAGGCGAGAAGAUUUGCGAUGAUGGAGAAAAACAGUAAACCGUUAAUGGAGUCUGGUGACAAAACAAAUGAUGUCGAUAACACUGAGCCUCUGAAAAAAAAUCGUUUCUGUGUUGAAAAACAUGCUGGCGAUAUCACCACAAUCGAUGUUGAAGAGAACGGUUAUGGUAAAACCAAUGAAGAUCUCGUCACCGACGACGUUAAUUUGGAUUUAAAUAUAAUGGAAAGUCAAAAUGUUCAGACAUUUCCGACAGAGACAGAAUUAGGGAGAAAAAUUGUGAAGAAACUGCGAAUACGUGAUGAGGAUAUCAAAUAUGAUAAUGAAAGAAUAAGGCGCCUGCAGAAUUUAGACAGGCGAAAGGUUCACAAAAUGCACACAGCUACCCGUUUGAAUGCUUUGUUUAGGAGGACAUCCGAAAAAAGCCAACUGAUAUUACUUAAUCUUCCAAAACCUCCCGAAGUGAAAGAAGGUUUCACAGAUUAUUUGCAUUAUUUAGAGGAGCUUACAGCAGGCUUACCGCGAGUCCUUUUUGUACGUGGAGCUGGAGCAGAAACUCUCACUUCAACUGCUUGAUUUUUUAUAUGAUUCUUUUUUUAAUUUAAAAUUGGCUGACUAUCCAGCACUUCUUUAUUGUAUACUACAGUUACUACGUGUUGUGCAACUACGGUUUUUACUCGCUUAACUUUGUUUUAUAACUAGCUAGCAAUCAAUGAAUAUAUCCUGAAAUGAAAUAGGAGAAACUUACUAUAUCAAAAGAAAGUAAGGAUUUGU
Messenger RNA from Loa loa (African eye worm), 3686 nucleotides. RefSeq lists its product as hypothetical. The transcript is spliced from 28 exons. NCBI's taxonomy places the organism in Eukaryota, Metazoa, Nematoda, Chromadorea, Rhabditida, Onchocercidae. The record is from RefSeq and is a predicted model, not a curated record. Gene Ontology annotation, biological process: chemical synaptic transmission; potassium ion homeostasis; cell volume homeostasis. The coding region runs from base 63 to 3488 and encodes 1141 amino acids. Gene Ontology annotation, molecular function: potassium:chloride symporter activity. Gene Ontology annotation, cellular component: membrane.